UAAGAGGAAGAAAGAAAGAAAGAAAGAAAGAAAGAAAGAAAGAAAGAAAGAAAGAGAAAGUCUUGACUUUUCAAAUUAAGUAACAGAAUUGUAAGAGGAGAAAGAAAGAAAGAAAGAAAGAAAGAAAGAAAGAAAGGAAGGAAGGAAGGAAGGAAGGAAGGAAGGAAGGAAGGAAGGAAGGAAGGAAGGAAGGAAAGGUGCUUAUUUUUGUUUUUCAGCCAAGGGAACCAGACUUUUCUGAAGAUGCUUCCAUGAUUAUUUGGCCAGCAUGACUAUAUACACAGAGGUGCAUGGAACACUGUUACUGUCCCACCAAAGUGACUUCCUUUGGCAGCAGCUUAGGAGCCUGCGCAUCUGGGGAUGUUUGAAAGCAUACAAAGGAAUUGCUGGAGCAAGCAGAAGUGAAAAAGCUCUGAAGAGAGUGAGGAUGUGUUCAUAAAAAAAACGGAGCAAAGAGGUUUUACAACUCCACUCUCUCUCCCCAAGGUAUCCUUGACCGUGCAGGUCUACAAGGAAAGAGAAAAAACUGGAGAAGAUGAAGGAAAACAUUUCUUUCAGGAUUGUGGACUGCGUUUUAAAAAUCCUUCUGAUCCUGCUCUCCAUUUUAAAUACAGCUUCUGCACCUCCACCGCCCACCUUCAGGCAAUCGGAAGACGUAGCCUUGAUCCCAUCACCCAUCAUUAGGUUUCCAGGUGACGUUUCCCCCAAAACUGACAAAGAAUUGGCAUUCCAAUACCUCAACAAGUAUUAUGGAUGUCCCAAAGAUAAUUGCAACCUACUAGUCCUGAAGGACACUUUGGUGAAAAUGCAGAAGUUCUUUGGGCUUCCUCAGACUGGUGAACUGGACCAAAACACUAUAGAAACCAUGAAAAAGCCCAGGUGUGGCAACCCAGAUGUGGCCAAUUAUAAUUUCUUCCCCAGGAAACCAAAAUGGGAGAAAAACCUGGUCACAUAUAGAAUUUUAGGCUAUACCCCAGAUCUGGAUUCUGAAACGGUUGAUGAUGCGUUUGCCCGAGCCUUCAAAGUCUGGAGUGAUGUCACGCCUCUGGAAUUCUCCCGAAUUCACGAUGGAGAGGCAGAUAUCAUGAUCAACUUCGGACGAUGGGAGCAUGGUGAUGGGUAUCCUUUUGAUGGUAAAGAUGGUCUUCUGGCCCAUGCUUUUGCUCCUGGACCAGGGGUUGGAGGUGAUUCCCAUUUUGAUGACGAUGAACUUUGGACUCUGGGUGAAGGUCAAGUGGUCAGGGUGAAAUACGGCAAUGCAGAUGGAGAGUUUUGCAAAUUCCCCUUCCUGUUUAGUGAGAAGGAAUACAACAGCUGCACCGAUGCAGGGCGAAGUGAUGGAUUUCUCUGGUGCUCGACCACCUACAACUUUGAUACAGAUGGCAAAUAUGGAUUCUGCCCCCAUGAAUCUCUUUUCACCAUGGGUGGAAACUCCGAUGGGCAACCGUGCAAAUUCCCUUUCAUGUUUGAGGGAAGAUCCUUUGACAGCUGCACAACAGAAGGAAGGCAAGAUGGAUAUAGAUGGUGUGGCACUACUGAAGAUUAUGACCGGGACAAGAAAUUUGGAUUUUGUCCAGAGACAGCAAUGUCUACCGUUGGUGGGAACUCUGAAGGACAACCUUGUGCUUUUCCUUUUAUAUUCCUUGGGAAUAAAUAUGAUUCUUGUACCACUUCGGGACGUCAAGACGGGAAGAUGUGGUGCUCUACAACUAGUAACUAUGAUGAAGAUCGCAAAUGGGGAUUUUGCCCAGAUCAAGGCUACAGUCUUUUCUUGGUGGCUGCUCAUGAAUUUGGCCACGCAAUGGGACUGGAACAUUCUGAAGAUCCUGGUGCGCUCAUGGCCCCCAUUUACACCUAUACCAAGCACUUCCGUCUUUCUCAAGACGACGUUCAAGGAAUCCAGGAACUUUACGGGGGUUCUACUGAUGUUGGACCAGGCCCAAAGCCAACCCUUGGACCAGUCACGCCUGAACUUUGUGGCCAAGAUCUUGUCUUUGAUGCCGUGGCUCAGAUAAGGGGUGAAAUCUUUUUCUUCAAAGACAGAUUCUUCUGGAGAACAGCUAAUGAAAGGAGCCGGCCAACGGGACCUUUGCUUGUUGCUGUUUUUUGGACUGAUGUUCCAGAAAAAAUUGACGCUGUCUAUGAAGCCCCUCAGGAAGAGAAGUCGGUAUUUUUUUCAGGAAAUGAAUACUGGGUUUAUACAGCCAGCACCUUGGAAAGAGGGUAUCCGAAGAGGCUUACCAAUCUUGGGCUGCCUCCAGAUGUUCAACGUGUCAAUGCCGCAUUUAACUGGAGCAAAAACAAGAAGACUUACAUUUUUGCAGGGGACAAAUUUUGGCGAUACAACGAAGUAAAGAAGAAAAUGGAUCCUGGGUUUCCUAAAUUAAUUGCAGAUGCUUGGAACGGUGUCCCAGACAAUUUAGAUGCUGCCCUGGAAGUCAGCGGAAGUGGCCACAGCUACUUUUUCAAGGACUGGUACUACCUGAAACUGGAAGAUCAAAGCUUAAAGAUUGUUAAAGUCGGCAAUGUGAAAUCAGACUGGCUGGCUUGCUGAGCACAUUGACCCCUUUCCUAACCCGCCAUUUAUAUAUGUUUUGAUGUGUAAGAGUCCUAUGCCUUACCCACCAUUAGAAAUAGAACUAUAUCCUAAUUCAGAGGCUUGUCUGGUACCAGCCCAACCUAUUCAAUACCACUACUUGAAACAACUGUUUCAUCUGAUAAAGCACAUUGACUUGGAAGCAAGUCCCAUCAAAUCCUUCCUUCUCCCAAAGCUUGUUAGAAUUCAGAAUUUGCUAGAUUUCUUCUCCUUUCUUUCAUCUCAACAUUUAAGCUAUUUGGACCCGAUAUUAUUGUUCGCUGUUCUAGAUUGGCAGGCUACUGCUAAGAUACCACAGCAAUCUUGUUCCCCUUUUUUGAAACCAAUCAUUAGCAAACUGUAGGAAGAUAUCAAAAUAUACUCCUUAAACAGUGGGGGGAUUCAAAUAGGUGAACAACCGGUUCUCUGUGUAGAUGCCGCUUCCGGAAGUCGAUUCUGGGCCUGGGCAACAAAAAAUUAGCUACCGGUUCUGCCGAACCAAUGCAAACUGGCUGAAUCCCACCACUGGUCCUAAAUGUAGAAAGUUAGCAUGCUAGGAAGUCGGUACCUUCAGCACCGACUCCCAACAUGCUACGCUUCUAAAUUUAGAGGAGAAAAACGGAGAGUUGAGACUUUUACAGUCUGAAAGAAUCAGGCCCAGCAGUGGACAGAUCUUGUUCUUCGUGUCAAGUUGGACAUGAAAUGAAAUUAUACCAGCAUCCUGAAUCUUGAGAAAGUUCCAAUUACGGAAGCUUUGGAAAGCCUUCAGGCCUCCCAACCUCUAACUCAACUGUUGAAAGGGAGAACUUUAUAUUCUGAAUUUGCCCUCUGAACUUUCCAGGUUGCAUUAGGGGUCUUAUCAGUUUCAGCUCCGAUUCGCUCAAAGGGGCCCUGCUUUUCUUCCGUGAAGAGCUUUGAGCUCUGCCAUUCCUUACCGGUUCAUUUGUCAUUCCUGUUUCUUUUUUACACGGUGUUGCAAAAAAAAAAA
This is a messenger RNA of Crotalus tigris (Tiger rattlesnake), 3563 nucleotides long. RefSeq names its product matrix metallopeptidase 2 (gene MMP2). Gene Ontology annotation, biological process: extracellular matrix organization; collagen catabolic process; proteolysis. Bases 536 to 2554 code for a protein of 672 amino acids. The transcript has 14 exons. Lineage: Eukaryota; Metazoa; Chordata; Lepidosauria; Squamata; Viperidae. Gene Ontology annotation, molecular function: metalloendopeptidase activity; zinc ion binding. Gene Ontology annotation, cellular component: extracellular matrix. The record is from RefSeq and is a predicted model, not a curated record.